Messenger RNA from Nasonia vitripennis (jewel wasp), 3107 nucleotides. Its product is annotated as protein ST7 homolog. Gene Ontology annotation, molecular function: protein binding. The transcript has 2 exons. The coding region runs from base 311 to 1864 and encodes 517 amino acids. NCBI's taxonomy places the organism in Eukaryota, Metazoa, Arthropoda, Insecta, Hymenoptera, Pteromalidae. The record is from RefSeq and is a predicted model, not a curated record.
GAAACGCAGUUUUCACGAAAGCGAUAAUAUACAUCUGGAGAUGGACUAAUCAAUGGCUAUCAUUAGUCUGCUAGUAUUUCUUGCCGAAAAUAUAGCUGCUUUUUGUUGAAAAAUAACGAAAAAAAGAAGUAUGAAAGAUGCUAUAAAUGUUUGUGAAAAAUUUAAAUCGCCGGUAUUUAGUCUCCAAAACAGUCUUAACAUAUAGUUGUAGUCCUUUUGGAGUUAAGAAAAUAAGAAGAAAGAUACUCAGUAUUGUGAAAAAGAAUUCGCAUAGCUAUUAAUAGAAUUAUUUAGUAUUUCAAGCAUCUAGAUGGCCCUUUUAUUCACAAGUAUGUGGGACUCGACAAUGUUCCUUAGUACACUAACACCAAAAUUUUAUGUUGCUCUUACGGGAACAUCUUCACUCAUAUCUGGCUUAAUAUUGAUAUUUGAGUGGUGGUACUUUCGAAAGUAUGGCACAUCAUUUAUCGAACAGGUAUCCUUAAAUCAUAUUUCUCCAUGGAUUGGUGGUGGAGAUAAUGGAUCCGAAAGUAGUAGUAGCUCAAAUGUAAGCAAUACAAAUUCUACUAACCAACAAAAUGUACCAGAAUGUAAAGUUUGGCGAAAUCCAAUCAACUUAUUCAGAGGAGCAGAAUAUCAAAGGUUUUACUGGGCGACAAAUAAAGAGCCCUUGACAUAUUAUGAUAUGAACUUAUCGGCUCAAGAUCAUCAAACCUUUUUUACAUGUGAAGGUGACACAGGAAAAGCUGAAUAUGAAAUCAUGCAAACUGCUUGGAGAGAACGCAAUCCUGUAGUGCGCAUAAAAGCAGCUCACAGUGCUUUGGAGCGUAAUCCAGACUGUGCACCAGCUUAUAUUCUACUGGCUGAAGAAGAAGCUACUACUAUUUUAGAAGCUGAAAAAAUUCUCAAACAAGCUCUCAAGGUAGCAGAGAACAAUUACAGAAAGUCACAAAAUACUCAGCAUCAAGGCUCUAUCGCAGAAGCUAUUCACAGAAGGGAUACAAAUGUACUCAUUUAUGUGAAGAGAAGACUUGCCAUGUGUGCCAGAAAACUAGGUAAACUAAAAGAAGCUGUCAAAAUGUUUAGAGACCUGACAAAAGAAGUACCUCCAAUUAUGAAUGUCCUGAACAUUCAUGAGAAUCUCAUAGAGGCACUUUUAGAAAUGCAAGCGUACGCAGAUGUGCAAGCAGUAUUAGCCAAAUACGAUGACAUAAGUUUGCCCAAAUCAGCAACGAUAUGUUACACAGCAGCCCUCCUGAAGGCAAGGUUAGUAGCCGACAAAUUCUCUCCAGACAUAGCUAGCAAAAGAGGUCUCACCACAGCUGAGAUGUCAGCAGUCGAAGCCAUUCACAGAGCUGUGGAGUUCAAUCCACAUGUUCCCAAGUACCUGUUGGAGAUGAAGCCUCUCAUACUUCCACCUGAGCACGUACUAAAAAGAGGAGACUCAGAAGCAAUAGCCUACGCCUUCUUCCACUUGCCUCACUGGAAACAAAUGGAAGGUGCGCUAAACCUGCUGCACUGUACCUGGGAGGGUACCUUCAGAAUGCUACCCUAUCCGCUGGAGAGAGGACAUCUGUUCUAUCCGUAUCCGACUUGCACAGAAUGCGCGGAUCGUGAGCUUCUACCUUCGUUCCACGACGUGAGCGUCUAUCCGAAGAAAGAAUUGCCCUUUUUCAUCCUGUUCACGGCUGGAUUGUGCUCGUUCACGGCCUUGGUAGCACUUUUGACGCACCAGUACCCGGACACCAUGGGAGUCGUGGCCAGGGCCAUGCUCGCCUGGUUCUCAUUGCCGUUUCACUAUGUCCUCGACAAGCUGGAGGCCGUUCUACCUUCGAAUCUCCUGCAGCAGCUCUCUAGAAUAUAAGACGAGGCAGUUUUUUGUGGCAAGGGGCGCCCGGUGAAAAUACUUUUUUGUCGACGCUGAUCAUUUCUCUAUAGCACACUCGUUUUAAUCUUUAAGACAGCAACUUUAUGGUAAUAAUAUAAUAAUAUUAUUAUUAUUCAAAGCAUUUUGAAACAACAUAAAAAUGCUGCUAUGUGUCAGAUACUUUUUUUUUUAUGAUCUGCGAUAGAUUUUUUAAAAUGAAUGCCCGACUGCUUAUCUUACCAUUGUUUUAAUUCAAUUUACAAACUGCUAUACAUAUAUACAUUUAUAAUAUUGUAUCAAAUUAACUGCAAUUUUUAUGUACUUUAUACACAGCACAAAACCAAAUAUUAAUUCGUAAUAACUUUUGAAAGACUUGUUGUAUAAGUAUUCAUAUGUAAAAUAUUUUGCCAAACUAUCAAUUAAACAACAGCCAUGGAGAUUUUAUUGGUAAAAGACAUGGUUUUUAACGCGAUCGAUUGCAAUUACCGCUAUAGCUAUAACAAAAAGAUAUUUUCACCAGGUAUCUUUGUGAACCCAAGGAUCUAAUGUGAUAUUUGCGAUACUUAACAAUUUUUCGUUCCUUAUCUUCCAACACUCACACGCAUGCCACUUAAAUGUAUACAUGGCGAUGUAUGUAUGUAUGUAUAACCCAUCACUUCCUUGUUCCGUCUUACUGAAGAAAAAUUAAGCUCUGGAUUUGUUCAGUCGCUUGAAAAAAUAAGAUUAAAAUGUAGCGUUAUGUAUGCAGAUCUUGUCAAAUUUAAUACUAUCAUAUAGGUAUAUAAUAUUUAUAUUUCGUACUUUACAAGUUUUUUUUCAGCAAGGUGGAACUAUACCCUAAGAACUGAUAAUCUUACGUAUUUAUAAAAUUGUUUGAUUACUUAAUUAUUUAAGUCAAUUAAAAGUAUUUUACAUUACCAAACUCAGUGUACAAACAAAAUUAUAAUGUGCACGUAAUUUGAACUAAAAAAUUCUUUAUAUAACACUUCCUGUCAUAAUAUUUAUGUAUAUUAGUGAAACAAUGUUAAUUUUAUCAAUGAUGAACGCUCUCAAUUUCGUAAAGUGCUCAUCAUAGUCCAUCGUUUAUACAACCACAAAAAAGGUUUACUUCUAUUGUUGUUUUCUUUUUUUUUUAUAAAUAUUUUUAUACAUGUGUAGAAUUGAUCAUAAAUUUUCAAACAGAAAUAGAUUAUAAACAAUGUAGUAUUGACGAAACAUGUGAAAAUAAUAAAAAAAAUAC